CGUCUUCCUAGCUGCUACACAGUUGACUUGAACAAUGGAGCUAUCAACAGUUGUAUUCUACAGUCUGCUGUUGAGCGGUAUCAGAGGGGUAUUUGUUGAUGCCAGUUUGGCAGAUUUGGCUACACGAGUUAGUCUGGUCGAAGGAGAGAUUAAUGCUUGGAAGCUCACAGCUGUUACGACUGACGCUAAACUGAUCAACAAAUUUAAGGUGUUGAAGUCGUCACUGAAAGAAGAACUGACUAGAACAUUCCUCCCUCCAUUGAUAACGCCUCUCGUCAAACAAGCAAUUACCGAAAUUCUUAACGAAGACUAUAUUGGCAAUAUUAUAAGUGCACAAGUCCUCGAUGAAGUUCACAUCCUCAAAGCCAAUUUGCAUAACACGAAGUCUCAACUAAUUGCAGUAACGCAAGAGUUGAGACAUGCUGAAAGGGAAAGAAACACUUAUAGAAAGAGUCUAACAAGACUGCGAGGCAGGUUGACCAAAGACAUCCGCGCAUUGCAACGGCAGUUCAAUCUGACUGUAGCUGACUUGGGUGAUGCAAGGAUGCUGAAAUCUGAAUUGAAUCAGACCAAUGAUGAUCUUUUUGAAACAAAGCAACAAAUCACUGGUCUUACGGACGACUUGAUGGCACUGAAUAAGAAUUGUUGUGGGGCGAAGCAAGAGAUAAAAGAAAGUGAUGUUAACACGACUUCGAACACGACGUAUCCUGGAACUACAGCAGCCUCGACUGACCCGAGCCCGAGCAAGACGGUUCCACCAGUGCCAAUGACGACCCAAGACUCUGAUCUACCGGCCUCGACUGAUCCGAGCCCGACCAAGACCGUUCCACCAGCGCCAGAGACGACACAAGACUCUGAUCUAUCGGCGACUCCAUCACAAGCAGACCGCGACCUCUACUCCGCCUGCACCGACGGUGACCUGGGGACAGUGAGAUGGAUCCUGACUGCGGGUCACGUGGACAUCAACAGUAGAGGAGGAUGGAGGCGCAGGACAGCGGUGAUGGAGGCAGCACGGUGGGGACACCGAUAUGUGGUUGAGCUCCUUGUACGUAAAGGUGCUGAUGUGUCACUGCUGGACAAGUACCGUAGAAACAUCCUUCACUACGCCUGUUUGUGUGCAGACGUGGAGACCGUGAAGCUGAUCCUGUCACUGAACGUGGUGGACAUCAACAGUAGAUGGAGGAGCAAGACACCGGUGAUGGCGGCAGCAGGGGAGGAAAAGGAGAUGUGUUGGCGUUCCUUGUGGGUAGAGGGGCAGAUGUGUCACUGGUUGACGUAUUCAGGUUAG
Haliotis rubra (blacklip abalone) is the source of this 1288-nucleotide messenger RNA. RefSeq lists its product as uncharacterized. Gene Ontology annotation, molecular function: protein binding. Lineage: Eukaryota; Metazoa; Mollusca; Gastropoda; Lepetellida; Haliotidae. The record is from RefSeq and is a predicted model, not a curated record. Bases 35 to 1288 code for a protein of 417 amino acids. The transcript is spliced from 4 exons.